Messenger RNA from Uloborus diversus, 617 nucleotides. RefSeq names its product molt-inhibiting hormone-like. The record is from RefSeq and is a predicted model, not a curated record. NCBI's taxonomy places the organism in Eukaryota, Metazoa, Arthropoda, Arachnida, Araneae, Uloboridae. Gene Ontology annotation, molecular function: neuropeptide hormone activity. Gene Ontology annotation, biological process: circadian rhythm. Bases 12 to 359 code for a protein of 115 amino acids. The transcript has 3 exons. Gene Ontology annotation, cellular component: extracellular region.
CCCCGGUCCAGAUGACAGUCCCAAUGAAGAUGACUUCGAGAAUGUGUUUCUGGAUCAUGUUUCCUGUGGUAUGUCACGAGCUCUGGUGGUCGGCCGAGGCCUACAUCGCUCCUGCGCUUCAAUAUGUGUGGCUUGGUUGCAACGGCACCGAAAACGUAAGGAGCAUAGCUCGCUUGUCUCGUAUCUGCGAAGAAUGCUACGAAAUGUUCCGAGAACACGACUUGCCGAUCACAUGCAGAUCAAAUUGCUACCAUAACGAGCUGUUUCGUCACUGCGUGCGAGCUGUUGAAAGGGAACAUUUGAUCGAGUUGGUGCUCACUCUGGCGAGGGAAGUCAGCUUGCCAACCAGAAAACGAUGAUCACUCGAACAUAAAGCUUUUAAAUACCAAAAGAUUCCUAAGAACGCACCAUUAUUCCUAUGAGAUCUACUGAUUUCGGAAGCGAAAGACAGUGUGGAUGAUCGGAAGGCAACGGGCGACGGAUGUGCAAUGAAUUAUUUAAAAAAUGCUUGUCAGAGACCAUUUUAUUUUCGUAGAACAUUUGACUUCAUUGGCUACCAUUUCACUUGCAUCCAACACUAGAUGUUAGUGUGACAAUUUUUGCUGACGGUUCUUUGA